AGCGGUGUCCACAUUCACCAACUCCGACAAUUACACGCGUCCAGUACUAAUAGUGAGGCUGAUAUGGCAAGUAUUUGGUGUUGACUUCUCACCUUCUCAGUCUCCAGUCUUCUAGAAAGCCUCCAACUCAACAAUGUUUACAUCAUGGAUCUGUAGAGCCUGCCGCAAUGGCCUUGGCCCAGUCAGAAGCCAGAGCAUACAAAUUACCUCACGCCGGCAUCUGUCAACCAACAGCAAGUACUUUCGCGUAUCUGAAGAAGUCCAGCAAGCAAUUGCCGAGAAGAAGCCCGUCGUGGCAUUGGAAAGCACCAUCUACACCCAUGGCUUCCCGUAUCCGGACAAUCUUGCUCUCGCAUCAAAACUGGAAUCACUUGUAAGACUCAAUGGCGGCGUUCCGGCAACCAUUGGCAUCCUCGAGGGCGUGGCCAGAGUAGGCCUUGGUGCAGAUGAACUCGUGCGACUUGUGUCUGCCCCAGCCGCCAAAAUCUCAAGACGCGACUUUGGCUUCGUCUUAGGCCUCAAAGAUGCUGAGGGCAAAGCACUGAACGGCGGCACGACUGUCUCCGGUACCAUGAUCCUUGCGCAUAUGGCUGGCAUCAGAGUCUUCGGCACAGGAGGUCUUGGCGGCGUGCACAGAGGUGCUGAGCAGACCAUGGACGUUUCUGCCGACCUCACAGAGCUCGGUAGAACUCCUGUCGCGGUCAUCAGUUCCGGUUGCAAGUCAUUCCUUGACAUCCCGAAGACGCUAGAGUACCUGGAAACGCAAGGCGUUGCAGUAGCGACGUUUGCAGAUGGUCGGGCCGGAAAGGUCGACUUUCCUGCAUUCUAUACUCGCGACUCUGGUGUGAAGUCGCCACAGGUGCUGCAGACUGAGGAAGAUGCUGCGCGGAUCAUUUUGGCACAGCAAGCACUCGGCCUGCAGUCUGGCUUACACUUUGCGAAUCCCAUCCCAGAGCAAUAUUCAGUUCCGUUUCAACAAAUGGAGGAUGCGAUCCACCAAGCUUUACAGGAUGCUUCGGGCGCUGGAGCCAAGGGAGCUGCAAUCACGCCCUUCAUUCUGGACAAGAUCAAAGAGAUCACUGGUAGCAAGAGCGUAGAGGCCAACAGGGCCCUGGUGGAAGCCAAUGUGGUAAGGGCGGCGAAGGUAGCUGCAGCGCUGCAGAGGCUGGAGGCUGGAGAAUUGAGCGGAGCAGAUGCCUCUCAUUCGAACGCGGCGCAGGUGACUGGCCCCGCCGCUAGCAAUUACACCAGUAAUGGAGUGUCCGUUGGCGUGGCUUCAAGUUCUCCCGGCGAUGCUCGCUCUUUCUCACAGCACGAGAAGAAUACGAUGAAGGGCAUGCGGAAGAGAGGCUCCUCUUAUCAGGAGAUUGCCGCGAAGUUCAACGCCGAGCAACACAUCGCAAGCGUCAUUGAGGCUGUACGAGACUCUCCGAACCGACUGGCAUUUGGCGGAGCAGUAUCACCACACCCAGAGCCUACAGAAUCCACGCCACCCGAGACCAAAGCAUCUGUGUUCGUUGCUGGCAGUCUUGCAGUCGAUCUCGCCUGCGACUUUAAUCCGAAAAACGGCUCCUCCUUGCAGUCACCAGAGUUGAACACAUCGAACCCAGCCGAGAUCAUGCAAUCGCUCGGCGGAGUUGGCCACAACGUCGCGCGCGCGGCUCAUCUCAUGGGCGCAAAUGUCCGCCUCUGCAGCGCCAUCGGCGACGAUCUCACAGGCAAAGCCGCAUUAGAAGCCCUCUCAGCAGCCGAAAUGUCCACCGAAGGCAUCAAGACCUUGCCAUCCUCCAGCGAAACCCGAACAGCACAAUACAUCGCCGUAAACGACAAGAACAAAGACCUCGUCCUCGCAAUGGCAGACAUGAGCAUCCUCGAAACCCCCUCAACCAAAACCUCCAUUUUAAACGACACAUUCCAAAACUUCUGGCUCCCUCAACUCCACUCCCACAACCCCUCCCACCUCGUCCUAGACGGAAACUGGAGGCCCGAAUGCCUCGCCCACUGGCUCUCUUCCACCAAAACACCAUCCUCCCAGGAUAAACCCCACAUAACCUUCGAACCCGUCAGCACAAGCAAAAGCACAAACCUCUUCCACCUCCCCCCAAAACUCCACACCCUCUCCACCUUCCCCAACAACUCCAUCGACCUCACAACCCCCAACGCCUACGAACUAAACGCAAUGUACACCGCCGGCCGCUCAACCGGAACCUUCGAUUCCAAAUCCUGGUGGUCCAUCAUCGACGCCCUCGGAAUUCCUCACAGCGGCGCUCGAGCACAGAUGACAUUCGCUACGAAUCGUCGUCUGGUCGAUGAAGGGAUUCCGCAGCAGACGAUUCAGUUAUUACCGUUUAUUCCUACUGUUUGCUGUAAACUUGGUGCGGAAGGAGUGCUGUUGACGCAGCUUCUGCCGGCUGGAGAUGAGAGGUUGAGUGAUGGGGCUUAUGCGCCGUAUAUUUUGUCGAGAUGCGCGAAUGGGACGGAGGAGAGUGUGGGUGUUGGGGGAGUUUAUAUGCGGUUGUUUCCCGCGGUGGAGGAGGUGAAGACGGAGGAUGUGGUGAGUGUGAACGGCGUGGGAGAUACGUUUGCAGGGACGAUUGUGGCAGGUUUGGCUGGGGCUGCGGAGAAGGGAAAGACAAGUGCGAGAGUGGAGGAUUUUAUUGAUGUUGCGCAGAGGGCGGCGGUGUUGACGUUGAAGAGUAAGGAGAGUGUUAGUCCAGGUUUGGGGACAUUGAGGUUGUUGUUAUAGGGCGGGAGAAGAAGAGAGAUGUUGUGUAUAUUGGCAGUUUCAUAUUGACUGCAUAGUCGUUUCUCCAAACAUAAGAGGGUAUCGUGUGUGAAUAUUAGCAAUGAUAUGGUUCAAACCAACGCCCGCUCUCCGAGUCCUGUUUACGCCCAAUAACGCUCAGCCCAAGGGUAUCCAACCAGUCAUUAGCAAAUCACAGAUCGUUACAAUCGUGCAGCAUCUCGUCAUGAUGUGCCAUUACUCCUCCUCCCAGACAACAUUAUGUGCGAAAUCCCUCGCCUUCUCUCUUCUGAUCCUCCCUGCAAGUUGCGGAGUCCACAUACCCAAGAAUAGCGCCUCUCUCUCAUCCUCGUCCUCACUAUCAAAUUCCAGCUCCUCUUUCGGCAUCGUCAACUCUGUCGGUGGACAAGCCGCGGCACUACUUCGCCUUCUCAGACUGUCCCUUCUCACAUCAUCCAGCAAGCCCUGCUCGUCAACCGUAUCGGUAGUCUCCCACGUACUUGAUCGGCAAACACGCUUAGUUUCGAGGAUGAACUUUCCGAUCUUGUACUUUUGCGAUUCGUCUUCGGCGUGAAUGUACUUCCAUCCGAGCACUGAACCGCAUUGCGAACAGGAGAUAUCUCCGACGGUGUGAGCGCCUGUGACGAGCUGUCGAGGAACGGGCUUGUGGGUGUAGGUGUUUGGUAAGUUGGGGAGAGCAUCGUUGCGCGCUUUGGCAGUCAUGUGAGAGGAUGUGGGAAUUGAGCUGGCCGAUAUGGCGCUUGUUGAAGGAGCUACGAGAUAGGCGCGUCCAUGUCUGCCGGUGAAGCCUUUGGAGAUGAUCUGGCUGCUGAGCGCGAGAUCGGAGAGACAACGGGCACAGCGGAGGUGUGAAGCAUGACCGGCUAGAUAUGUGUCGUCUGCGGUGGAUGUGGAGCUGGUAGUUAGAUUGGAGCUGAUGGAAGCAUUGCUAUCGGUGCUCGAUUUCCGUUUCCGGAACGGUAGCGAUGGGACGAGGUAAGUAGGAAACAGCGCGGGGGCGGAGGCAAUCGACGAGAAUGGCAUAUCGCCGUGUCGACCUAGGUGAAGUGCGAAGAAGAUGAGCGCGAGGAGUGGUAGAUUGUGCGACAGAUAUGCCGCGAGCCAGUCUAGGAUGAGCUUCUACCAGACCAUAGUCUUGCUGCUGCUGUAGGGAAUCUGUCGCGGACGUAGGGAUAUCGGAGUGUCUGUGGUGCUGUGAGUCAGGCCGGUAUACGAUGCUUUGCCCUGCUGGCAACCUGCAAGGUAAUUGAGAAGGUGAGCGAGGUUUUGAUCCGCCCUUUCCCACAGCCGCGCAGUGCUGCGAUAUGCGGACAGAUCGGGUGAUUCAACGAGCACAUGAUUGCCUGACCGCCCGUAAGUCCGCAGGUCAUCUGCGCCGGCAGAGCUCGCAUCGUCA
Messenger RNA from Cercospora beticola, 4160 nucleotides. RefSeq names its product pseudouridine-5'-phosphate glycosidase/carbohydrate kinase family protein. The record is from RefSeq and is a predicted model, not a curated record. NCBI's taxonomy places the organism in Eukaryota, Fungi, Ascomycota, Dothideomycetes, Mycosphaerellales, Mycosphaerellaceae. Gene Ontology annotation, molecular function: pseudouridylate synthase activity.